GUUGAAUAGCAGUUAAACAUUGAACUUUGUAACAAUUUUGUCUAGUGAUUUUGUAAUUUUAUGUACAAUAUAAAAUAUAUUAAAAAAUUAAAUGUUUUAAUUGCUUUAAUUUCCCAAUAAAAAAUUACAAAAACAACACCAUGACUAUAGCGGAAUUUUUAAAUUAUAUACUGUGUCGCGAUCAGGUGCAGAUCAUGUGUUUUAAGGGAGGUCCAGAAUUUGAGUUCAUCUGUUGGUGUUUACUGUCCGCCGCUGCUAUGUAUGUAUUCUAUUUGUGGCGUGAGGGACCCUAUUAUACUAAGCAGAAUCGUUUGGAUGGUAAAGUGGUGGUGAUAACCGGCUGUAAUACCGGCAUAGGCAAAGAGACCGCUUUGGAAAUGGCGAAGCGAGGAGCCAGGGUCUACAUGGCCUGUCGUAAUUUCGAUAAAUGUGAAAAAGCUAGAAGAGAAAUUGUCAAUUUGUCCGGCAACACUCAAGUAUUCAAUCGUACUUUGGAUUUGUCCUCCUUAAAAUCGGUCAGAGAAUUUGCGGAAAAUUUCUUAAAAGAAGAGAAACGUUUGGAUAUUUUAAUCAAUAAUGCUGGGAUAAUGAGCACCCCACGCAAACUUACCCAAGAUGGUUUUGAGCAACAAUUCGGUGUUAAUCAUUUGGGUCAUUUUCUUUUAACUAAUCUACUCCUCGAUUUGAUAAAGGCCUCAGCUCCCAGUCGCAUAGUGGUGGUCAGCUCAUUGGCUCAUAUUUUUGGUAAUUUUGAUAAAGAAGACAUGAAUUUGGAAAAGUCUUAUACCCGUUUUGGAGCCUAUGGUCGCAGUAAAUUGUCUAAUAUUUUAUUUACCCGCAAAUUGGGUCGUAUGCUGAAAGACUCAAAUGUUAGCGUUAAUUGUUUACACCCGGGCUCAGUGCAAUCCGAAUUAACACGUUAUGAUCCUGUUUUGAAUUUCUUUAGUUCCAUAUUUUCGAAAUUUGUUUUACGUUCUACGAAAGGAGGAGCUCAAACAAUUUUGUAUUUGGCUUUAGAUCCUGAAAUGCAGGAUAAAACUGGUGGCUAUUAUGACAGAAUGAAAUUGUAUCCUUUACUGGCGAAGGCUAGAGAUGAUGAAAUGGCUGAUUGGUUGUGGCAGGAGAGUGAAAAGCUGGUGGGUUUGAAGGAGAAGUAAAGAGGAGGAGAGAAAAUUGCUAUGCAAGGGUUCUGCAUGUAAGAUUUUGUUAUUCAAAAUAAAGUGUUUUUGUAAUAAAUAAUUAUGAUAAAAAUCUAAAUCUUAAUAAAUAAGUUAAAAUAUAUAUAUAUUUUUAAGAAAACUUA
Messenger RNA from Lucilia sericata (common green bottle fly), 1303 nucleotides. Its product is annotated as retinol dehydrogenase 12-like. NCBI's taxonomy places the organism in Eukaryota, Metazoa, Arthropoda, Insecta, Diptera, Calliphoridae. Bases 141 to 1157 code for a protein of 338 amino acids. The record is from RefSeq and is a predicted model, not a curated record. The transcript has 2 exons.